Molecule: messenger RNA, 743 nt
Organism: Anastrepha obliqua
Lineage: Eukaryota; Metazoa; Arthropoda; Insecta; Diptera; Tephritidae
Gene: mRpL40
Product: 39S ribosomal protein L40, mitochondrial
Exons: 3
Coding region: 77-661 (194 amino acids)
Cellular component (GO): mitochondrial large ribosomal subunit; mitochondrial ribosome
Source: RefSeq, a predicted model, not a curated record
AUUUGACGGCCAGCUGACAGAUUGGGCACAAUAAGGGACAAUUCGGUUUAUUAUCUGGUGCAUAAUUGUAACCAAAAUGUCCUUGCUUACAGCAUUCAGCAAAUUGGCGUUGCAGUCAUCACUCCGUCAAGUGAGUACUACUGCAGUCAGUCGACUUCAAAUCUCCCCAGUGCUUUUUGCUGAACCGCUGAAGAAGAAGAAGAAGCUUGAUCCACAAAUAAUAAAGCAUCGGGAAGAUCGUCGUAGAAAAAAAUUGGAAAAGCAAAUUCGUCGCCUAGAGAAAAAUGCAAGACAACUGAAACCGGUAGAAGAACUAGAAGUUCCGCUUACGCUGUUGGACGAAAAAGCGAAACGUGAACGCAAAUUAGCACCCUUAAGUGAGGAAGAACUUGAAAAACGUGCACUGCAAACUAAAGAGUGGGCAAAGUAUAAACACCAAAUGAAGAUUCACGACUUCCAAAUCAUAGAUAGGUUGCUACAAUCGCAAAAUAGAGCGUUGGAAGAGUUGCGGAAAGAAUCUGAAGAACUAUACCAAGAGGCUAUUCAAAUAGAUAUGACACUUGUACCUGUAACAGUGAAAGGACCAGUAGCAACGCCGCCUAUAAAAAAUUACGUUAGUCCAGAUGGCGAUUAUAUAGUUGAAGUUAAGAAAUGGGAUUAAGAAAAGUCUCAUAAACUUUGAUUUGUUAUUUACCACAUGAUAAAAAGUUUAUUAUUAGUAAUAAAUGUUUGUCAUACAAAUU